GGGGCGCGGCCAUCCGCCGGCGGGCGGAGGGGGCGUGUCCGUGCCCCGUGUGGGCGGGGCCUCGGUGCUGAUGGACGGUCCCGGGAACAUGGCCGCGUUACGGGCCGCCAAGAAGGCCCUGCGCCUGGAGUUGAAGCGGAGGGUGGCGGCGCUGAGCGACGCCGAGAAGCAGAGGCAGACCGUGGCUGUGAGCCGGAGGUUACUGGUUCAUCCCAAGUACCAGAACUGCCAAAGAAUUGCUGUCUUUUUGAGCAUGUCUGAUGAAAUUCAGACAGAAGAUAUAAUAAAAGACAUUUUUCAGUGUAGAAAAGAGUGCUUCAUUCCACGGUACAAGGCUGGAAGCAACCACAUGGAUAUGGUGAAGCUUGGCUCAGUUGAAGAAAUGCGCAACCUGCCUGUGACAUCCUGGAAUAUUCAGCAGCCUGCUGAAGAUGAUUUGCUUGAGGAGGCUUUAACCACAGGAGGCCUUGAUCUGAUCCUGAUGCCUGGUCUGGGGUUCGACAAACAUGGUAACAGAUUGGGAAGAGGGAAGGGUUACUAUGAUACUUACCUGGAGCGUUGUCUGAAGCAUCCAAAGGGCAGGCCCUACACAAUUGCCUUGGCCUUCAAGGAGCAGAUAUGUGAUCUGGUGCCUGUGACUGAAAGUGAUAAGCCAAUUGAUGAAGUAUUGUACGAGAUACCAUAGGUGAGUUCAUCAGAGCCUGGCGGAUUGGACACAAAGUUCAUUCUAAGUAAAGGACAACAAUUAUCCAUGAAUGUUGAAAAGAAUAAUCACAUUUGAAGCAAAAAUAAUUUAAUAAUUAAUAGGGAGGAAUUUUCUGCUGAUCAGUUGUGGAAAACAUUGAUGGUUCAAAUGAUGAGAAAUAGAUUUUACCCAUUGAACUGCUUCAUAAAGCUGGAAACAAAGGUAUUGACAAUUUAUAUAUUUAUAAACAAGGAAAAUAUUAUAAUACAUCUUUAAUUUUUUUGACUUAAUAAAAAGAUUUGCUAUUGGAA
Pristis pectinata (smalltooth sawfish) is the source of this 996-nucleotide messenger RNA. It is a transcript of the gene mthfs, whose product is annotated as 5,10-methenyltetrahydrofolate synthetase (5-formyltetrahydrofolate cyclo-ligase). Gene Ontology annotation, cellular component: mitochondrion. Gene Ontology annotation, biological process: tetrahydrofolate interconversion; folic acid-containing compound biosynthetic process. NCBI's taxonomy places the organism in Eukaryota, Metazoa, Chordata, Chondrichthyes, Rhinopristiformes, Pristidae. The record is from RefSeq and is a predicted model, not a curated record. The transcript is spliced from 3 exons. Bases 71 to 685 code for a protein of 204 amino acids. Gene Ontology annotation, molecular function: 5-formyltetrahydrofolate cyclo-ligase activity.